This is a messenger RNA of Macadamia integrifolia, 1616 nucleotides long. RefSeq lists its product as uncharacterized. The record is from RefSeq and is a predicted model, not a curated record. Lineage: Eukaryota; Viridiplantae; Streptophyta; Magnoliopsida; Proteales; Proteaceae. The transcript has 4 exons. Gene Ontology annotation, cellular component: chloroplast. Bases 241 to 1329 code for a protein of 362 amino acids.
CAUACUCGAGAAUUCCAAUUUACAACACGAAAGAAACCUGAGCCUCUACUCGCAUGGCGGGAGAGGAUGGCGAUUAGCGCGAUUCGAUAAGAAAUUUUGUUUCUUUCCAUUGGCUUUUACUCCAAUUCUGUCCCUUUAUUGCUCUAAUUCUCUCCUUUCGAAAAUUCUGUAAUCCUUUUGUCUUGGUGGUUUGAAUCCCUAAUUCUCUCAGUCAGCUUAAUCUGGUCUAUAAAAGGGCCCAUGGAGUUCUUUAAAGCUUUAAGUGAAGAGGCACCAUUGAAUGAGCAAUGCUUUGAUAUUCCUGAUAUUCAGAGAUGCCCAUUCCUGCGAAACAUUAGUGAAUCUACAAGUUUUUCCUUCUCCUCAUCGAGUUUCCCCUUUCCUAGACGGAGAGCCAAAGGUCCAAUUUUUGAAGAUGGUCCUAACUUUGAUAUGGCAUUUAGGCUUUUUCAUGGGAAAGAAGGUGUAGUCCCACUCUCUGGGAGGUCAUAUUCUCAUUCCAAGAAUAUGGAGAUGGAUCCUGAGCUUGCACCCCAGUUUAAUCCCUUAGCAGCCAAAGCAGCGACUAUCAGUCUCUCAGCAUUUGGGCCUGGAGGGCCAUUCAGCUUUGAUUUCUUUUCUGAGAAAUGGAAGAACCAGAAAAGGAAAUCCAAAUCAUCCGACAAGGGGAAACCUGCUUCGGAAGCACAGGGCAGUGACUCAAAGCAUGAAUCACUGGGCAAUGAAUGGCUCGAGACUGGAAACUGCCCAAUUGCCAAGUCUUACAGAGCUGUGAGCCGUGUUCUACCAAUUGUUGCAAAAGCUCUUCAACCUCCUCCAGGCAUGAAAUAUAGGUGCCCACCUGCAGUGGUUGCAGCCCGAGUUGCCUUGGCCCGUACAGCUCUUGCAAAGACCCUCCGUCCCCAGGCUUUACCAACAAAGAUACUUGUGAUUGGUGUAUUGGGCAUGGCAGCUAAUGUACCACUUGGUAUAUGGAGGGAACACACCCGUAAAUUCUCGCCGUCAUGGUUUGUGGCAGUGCAUGCGGCUGUGCCAUUCAUAGCCAUGCUUAGGAAGUCCAUUCUAAUGCCCAAGACAGCCAUGGCUUUUACUGUUGCAGCCUCGGUCCUAGGUCAGGUUAUAGGUUCCAGAGCUGAACGAAUCCGCCUGAAGAAAAUAGCUGAGAGGAAAGAGUUGGAAGCAGGAGCAGAAACUAAAGGUGCCAUUUGUGAGCCUAGUCCAGGUGAGGUAGGUGAGCUCACUGCUGGACGUUGUGGUGGGAAGAAAAUUAUGUCGGACCCUCUUCUAUUUAAGCCAGCUGGUAUUUCCCCAGCUAAUGUUUGUUUUUAAUUUUGACUGCUCUGAUUGGUUGUAUUCAUUUGGAAGACUAAAUUUCAAAAUAUAGGAGGGAAGAAGGGAAAAAGAGAGAAAACGACAUUGUUCUUGCACAUAAUGAUAUCUGAUUAUCGUUUCACCUAUUUUAUUUCUUCUUGUAAAACAUGAAUCAGACUUUGAUGUUAUAAUUGUAUUGCUAUUGUACAACUUGACAAUCGACUGGUUUGAGAGUUGACCUGCAUUUUGAUGACUUGGUGAUGAGCUAAUGAAUGAGUUAAAUUUUUCAGGUUGCAUCUCAAAAC